Molecule: messenger RNA, 594 nt
Organism: Bactrocera oleae (olive fruit fly)
Lineage: Eukaryota; Metazoa; Arthropoda; Insecta; Diptera; Tephritidae
Source: RefSeq, a predicted model, not a curated record
AGUUUCAUCAGUUUGCUUUCAUAGCCUCAAGAGUUGGAACAGAUAGUACAAAUUUUUUAAAUACUUGUACAAUAACAAUGACUUUGUUGAAAAUCUGCGCUUUCUUGCUUGUUCUAGCAGUGGCCUUACAUCAAGGCACUGGCAGGACUGUUUGCGGUCCCGCUCUGGAUGCGGUGCUCAGCACUAUUUGCGUGAAUGGAUUCAACACAAAAUUCAAGAAAUCAAUGGAAUGGGAUGAUUUGGGUAGCAAUGUUGUGGAAGAUGAGCUAGUUUUCCCUUAUGCCAGGUUUCCUUUUUUGGCCGAAAUCCACGGCGGGCAGGUGAAUACGUUGGCAAAAACUCGCCGCCACCGAGACACUGUCGCAACCGGUGUUUAUGAUGAAUGUUGCAACAAGGGCUGCACAUACAGUGAAAUUUUCUCCUACUGCAAUCGGUUAAAGGGGAACUAAAUGGCUUAGGAAUGAACUUAUGAACGGAAUGAGUUUGAUGGCUUUUACAAGGUUCAAGUAUGACUCUCUCACUUUUGUAAGAAAAUUGUUAAAAAAUACUUGAUUUUCUGUUAAUAAAAAUAUUUUACUGCAUGACAAACAAGCA